Messenger RNA from Varanus komodoensis (Komodo dragon), 8810 nucleotides. RefSeq names its product dysferlin (gene DYSF). The transcript is spliced from 57 exons. Gene Ontology annotation, biological process: plasma membrane organization. NCBI's taxonomy places the organism in Eukaryota, Metazoa, Chordata, Lepidosauria, Squamata, Varanidae. Gene Ontology annotation, cellular component: membrane. The record is from RefSeq and is a predicted model, not a curated record. The coding region runs from base 44 to 6358 and encodes 2104 amino acids.
CGGCCCGCGGCGGAGGGCCACGUCCCGGCCCGGGCACGCCGCCAUGCUGAGGGUCUUCGUCCUCCACGCGCAGAACGUGCAGACCCCGGACGCGGACGUCAGCGACGCCUACUGCUCGGCCGUGUUCGCGGGAGUGAAGAAGAGAACCAAGGUGAUCAAGAACAACACCAACCCCGUGUGGAACGAGGGCUUUGAGUGGGAUCUGAAAGGGGUUCCCCUGGACCAGAAUGCUGAACUCCAUGUUGUCGUCAAGGACCAUGAAACCAUGGGCAGGAACAGGUUUCUGGGUGAAGCCCAUGUGCCCCUGCGAGACGUCCUGGCCUCCGCCAACCUGGCUGCCAGCUUCAACGCCCCUCUGCUGGAUGCCAAGAAGCAGAGCACAGGGGCAUGUCUGAUCCUGCAAGUCUCCUAUAUUCCGCCCCCGGGCGCAGCGCCGUUGUUCCCGCCUCCCGCCCCGCCGGAGCCCAAUCCAACCCCCACGGAGCUGGACACGACGACGGAUACAGCCGGCGAGGAAGAGGCCGAAGAUCCGCUUGGGACGGGCGAUGAUGCCGAGCCUUCCUCCGGGCCCUCGGCGUCAGAUCAGGCCUCCCUCCCCAAGAGGCCUCCGUCACGUGUGAUACACGGGACGAAGAGGAGGAGAAGCGCCCCUAAAAAGCUGCUUUCCAACAAACCCCAGGACUUCCAGAUCAGGGUGCGGGUCAUCGAAGGGAGGCAGCUUCCCGGGGUCAACAUCAGGCCGGUGGUGAAGGUCACGGCUGCCGGGCAGACGAAGAGGAGCAGGAUCCGGAAGGGGAACGGCCCGCUUUUCGAUGAGACCUUUUUCUUCAAUGUAUUUGAAUCCCCAGUGGAGCUUUUUGACCAGCCCAUAUUUAUCACAGUGGUGGACUCCCGCUCGCUCCGCACGGACUCCGUCAUCGGAGAAUUCCGGGUGGAUGUUGGGGCCAUUUAUGCUGAACCCAAGCACGCUUUCGUCCGGAAGUGGCUGCUGCUUUCUGACCCGGAGGAUUUUUCGGCGGGGGCCCGGGGCUACCUGAAGGUCAGCCUGUAUGUCCUGGGCCCAGGGGACGAAGUGCCGCUGGAGAAGAAGGAGGCUGCCGAGGAGAAGGACGACAUCGAGGGCAACAUCCUCCGGCCGACCGGCGUGUCUCUCAGGGGGGCCCACUUCUGCCUCAAGAUCUACCGAGCCGAAGACCUGCCCCAGAUGGACGACGCCGUCAUGGACAGCGUCAAGCAGAUCUUUGGGUUCGAGAGCAACAAGAAGAACCUGGUGGACCCUUUCGUGGAAGUGACGUUCGCUGGAAAGAUGCUCUGCAGCAGGAUCGUGGAGAAGAACGCCAACCCGCAGUGGAACCAGAGCAUCACCCUGCCGGCCAUGUUUCCAUCCAUGUGUGAGAAGAUGAGGAUCCGAGUCAUUGACUGGGACCGCCUCACGCACAACGACAUCAUUGGCACCAACCACCUGGCCAUGUCGAGGAUCUCGGCGCCUGGAGGGGAGCUGGAAGAUGAGUUUCCCACCCCCGUGAAGCCCUUCAGAGUCUCGGACCUGGAUGAUGGACUCGGUUUCCUGCCCACCUUUGGCCCGUGCUACAUCAACCUGUAUGGCAGCCCGCGGGAGUUCACCGGCUUUCCAGACCCCUUCGAGGAGCUCAACACGGGCAAGGGAGAGGGUGUGGCUUACCGGGGCAGGUUGCUGGUGGAGCUGGAGACCAAGUUGGUGGACCACGUGGAGCAGAAGCUCGAGGAUCUCCCCGCCGACAACAUCCUGCGAGUGGAGAAGUACCUGCGCCGGCGGAAGUACUGCCUCUUCGCUGCCUUCUACUCGGCCACCAUGUUGCAGGACGUGCAGGACGCGGUCCAGUUCGAGGUCAGCAUCGGCAACUACGGGAACAAGUUCGACAACACCUGCCUGCCGCUGGCCUCCACCACGCAGUACAGCCGGGCGGUCUUCGACGGCUGCCAUUACUACUACCUGCCCUGGGGCAACGUGAAGCCGGUGGUCGUGCUCUCCUCCUACUGGGAAGACGUCAGCCACCGAACGGACGUGCAGAACUUGCUCUGCCACGCUGCAGACCGGCUGGAAGCGAACCUGGAGCUGUUCCUCCUCGCCCUGAAGGCCAAGUGCCCCGCCGGCGACCUGGACGCCCUCGUGGCCCGGCUGAUCGAUGAGAUCAUCGCGGACUGCAGCCAGCCGCUGGUCGACGUCACCCAGAAGCCGGCCAGCACGCACCUGGACCAGUAUCUCUACCGCUUCCGCACCACCAACCUCGGCCAGAUCGUCCAGGCGGCCGAGCGGCUGAAGCACGAGGACGCCGACCCGCAGAUGGUGCUGGACCAGGCCGAGGACUGGCUCGCGAGGCUGCGGUCCAUGGCGGAGGAGCCGCAGAACAGCCUGCCGGACGUCGUGAUCUGGAUGCUGCAAGGGGACCGCCGUGUGGCCUACUGCCGGCUGCCCGCGCACGAGGUCCUCUUCUCCCGGAACGGGGCCAGCUGCUGCGGAAAGCACUGCGGGAAACUCCAGACCAUCCUCUUGAAACGCCCUCAGGAGGAGGAGAUGGGGCCCAGGGUCCCUGCGCAGAUCCGGGUUCGGCUGUGGCUGGGCCUGGGCGUGGACGAGAAGGCGUUCAACGAGUCGGCAGAGGGGAGGCUGUCGGUCUUUGCUGAAACGUAUGAAAACCAGACCAAGCUGGCGCUGGUCGGGAACUGGGGCACGACCGGCCUGACCUACCCCAAGUUCUCGGACGUCACCGGCAAGAUCAGGCUGCCCAAGGACAGCUUCCGGCCCUCCGCGGGCUGGUCGUGGGCUGGCGAAUGGUUCGUCAGCCCCGAGAAGACGCUGCUCUACGACGUGGACGCCGGGCACAUGAGCUUCGUGGAGGAGGUCUUUGAGAACCAGGUCCGGCUCCCCGGCGGCCAGUGGAUCCACAUGCCCGAGGCCUACACAGACGUGAACGGGGAGAAGAUCCUGCCCAAGGACGAAAUCGAGUGUCCCCUCGGGUGGAAAUGGGAGGACGUGGAGUGGGACACGGACCUCAACAGAGUCGUGGACGAGAAAGGCUGGGAAUACGGCAUCACCAUCCCACCCGACCACAAGCCCAAGGCCUGGGCGCCGGCCGAGAAGAUGUACCACACGAACCGCCGCCGGCGUUGGGUGAGGCUUCGCAGGAGGGACUUCGCCCAGGUGGAAGCGCUGAAAAAGUUCAAACAGGAGGAGCUGGAAGGGGAGGGCUGGGAAUAUGCUUCCCUCUUUGGCUGGAAGUUCCACUUGAAAUACCGCAAGACGGAUUCCUUCCGCCGCCGGCGCUGGAGGCGUCGGAUGGAGCCCCUCGAGCAGACGGGUGCCGCGGCUGUGUUUGCCUUGGAAGGUGCCCUGGGCGGAGUGACGGAUGACAAGAGUGACGACGGCAAGGCAGUGUCGACGUUCAGCUUCGGCGUGAACCGGCCGACCAUUUCGUGCAUAUUUGACUAUGGAAACAGGUACCACCUGCGCUGCUACCUCUACCAAGCCCGAGAUCUGACGGCCAUGGACAAAGACAGCUUUUCGGACCCCUACGCCAUCGUCUCCUUCCUGCACCAGAGCCAGAAGACAGUGGUCGCCAAGAACACCCUGAACCCCACCUGGGACCAGACGCUGAUCUUCUAUGAAAUCGAGAUCUUCGGCAGUCCCCAGGACACGGCCGAGUCUCCGCCUCACGUCAUGGUGGAAAUCUACGACCACGACACCUAUGGCACCGACGAGUUCCUGGGCCGCUGCAUUUGCAAGCCCAGCAUGGAGCGCAUGCCCAGGCUGUCCUGGCAUCCCGUCAUGAUGGGCAACCGGACCGCGGGGGAGCUGCUGGCCGCCUUCGAACUCAUCCUGCGAGAGAAGCCGGCCGUCCACCACAUCCCGGGCUUUGAGGCGGAGCCAUUGUCGGUUUUGGACGAGCUGUGCGCACCUGCCUUGUUCUGCGAAGGGACGCUCCGAUGGGCGGAAGACACGGACCUGCCCUACCCUCCGCCGCAGAGAGAGCCCAACAUCUACAUGGUCCCUCAGGGAAUCAAGCCCGUUCUGCAGCGCACGGCCAUCGAGAUACUGGCCUGGGGGCUCCGCAACUUGAAGAGCUACCAGCUGGCCAGCAUUGGGGCUCCCAGCCUCCUGGUGGAGUGCGGCGGGGAGAUGGUCCAGUCGUGUGUCAUCAGGAACCUCAAGAAGAACCCCAACUUCGACGUCUCUGUCCUCUUCAUGGAAGUGCGCCUGCCGAGGGAAGACCUGUACUGCCCUCCCAUCGUCGUCAAAGUCAUUGACAACAGACCGUUUGGCCGCAAGCCCGUGGUGGGCCAGUGCACCAUCCGGUCGCUGGAGGGCUUCUUGUGCGAUCCCUACAGGGAGGAGACCGUCUUUCCCGAAACACAAGCAGAUGACGUGAGCCUCACCCCCCGAGACGACGUCCUGAUUGACAUUGACGACAAAGAGCCCCUCAUCCCGGCCCAGCCUGUGGACAGCAUGACCAGCUCGGCUUUAAUUAACACGCAAGCUUCUCGGGCCGAUGUCCAUGAGGAAGAAUGCAUUGACUGGUGGGGCAAGUUCUAUGCUUCCACAGGCGAACGAGAGAAGUGCGGCACCUACCUGGAGAAGGGCUUCGACACCCUCCAGGUGUACGAGACGGAGCUGGAGAACGUGGAGGACUUUGCGGGCCUGUCCGACUUCUGCCACACCUUCCGGCUGUAUCGGGGCAAGAGCCAGGAUGCCAGCGAAGACCCGACCAUUGUGGGGGAAUUCAAGGGCUCCUUCAAGGUGUACCCUCUGCCCGACGACCCCGCCGUGCCGCUGCCCCCCCGGCAGUUCCACCAGCUCCCCGCCAGAGGCCCCCAGGAGUGCCUCGUCCGCGUCUACGUCAUCCGCGCCUUCGACCUGCAGCCCAAGGACGCAAACGGGAAGUGCGACCCUUACGUAAAGAUUUCUGUGGGGAAGAAAUCCAUCAGCGACCAGGACCAUUACCUUCCGGGCACCCUGGAGCCGGUCUUUGGAAAGAUGUUCGAGCUGAGCUGCACGCUGCCCUUGGAGAAGGACCUGAGGGUCGCGCUCUUCGACUACGACCUCCUGUCCAGGGACGAGAAGAUCGGGGAGACCACCAUCGACCUGGAGAACCGGUUUCUCUCCAGAUUUGGGGCCCGCUGUGGCUUGCCCCAGACGUACUGCAAGUCUGGCCCGAACCAGUGGCGGGAUCAGCUGCGGCCCUCCCAGCUGCUGCACCACGUCGCCCUGCAGCGCCACGGCAAAGCGCCCGUUUACCGGCCCGACCGGAUCACCCUUGGCGACCAGAGCUACAGCCUCGCAGACCUCGAGGACGGCAAGCCCCCCAACCCGCACCUGGGGGCGGUGGAGGAGCGGCUGGCUCUGCACGCGCUGCGGAAGCAGGGCCUGGUGCCCGAGCACGUCGAGACGAGGCGGCUGUUCAGCCCGCUGCAGCCGGACAUUGAGCAGGGGAAGCUUCAGAUGUGGGUGGACCUGUUCCCGAAGUCGCUCGGGCCCCCCGGGCCGCCGUUCAACGUGACCCCCCGGAGAGCAAAGCGGUUCUACUUGCGGUGCAUCAUCUGGAACGCGAAGGACGUCAUCCUGGACGACCUCAGCAUCACCGGGGAGAAGAUGAGCGACAUCUACGUGAGAGGCUGGCUGGCCGGCCACGAGGAGAACAGGCAGAAGACGGACGUGCAUUACCGGUCCAUGGGCGGGGAAGGGAACUUCAACUGGCGGUUCGUCUUCCCCUUCGACUACCUUCCCGCCGAGCAGGUCUGCUGCGUGGCCAAGAAGGAGCAUUUCUGGAGCUUGGACAAGACCGAGAACAAAGUCCCGCCGCAGCUGAUCCUUCAGAUCUGGGACAACGACAAGUUCUCUUUCGACGACUACCUGGGCUCCAUCCAGCUGGACCUCAGCAGCAUGCCGAAGCCAGCCAAGACGGCGGAGAAGUGCACGCUGGACCGGCUGGAGCACACGGAGAGCGUGGGCUCCCUCUUCGAGCAGAAGACCGUGCGGGGCUGGUGGCCCUGCUCAGCGGAGGACGGCGGCGCCAGGAUCAUUGCGGGGAAGUUGGAGAUGAGCCUGGAGAUCGUGAAUGAACAGGAGCACGAGGAGCGGCCGGCGGGGCUGGGCCGGGACGAACCAAACAUGAACCCCCGGCUGGAGGACCCCAAGCGCCCCGAGACCUCCUUCCUGUGGUUCACCUCCCCCUACAAGACCCUGAAGUACAUCCUGUGGCGAAGGUUCAAGUGGCUCUUCCUCGUCUUCCUCCUCCUCUUCGUGCUGCUGCUCUUCCUGGGCAUCUUCAUCUACGCCUUCCCGAACUACGCUGCCAUGAAGCUGGUGAAGCCCUUCAGCUGAAUCCGGGCCACCACGGGGUGAGCGAGGGGCGAGAGCAGGCCCUGCCCGGCCCCUCGCGGCUCCAUGAGACCGCUGCGCGGAAGGGAAGCCGCCCCCUCCCCGCCCUGCAGAUGCUGCUCGGCAACGCUGCAACGCCGACUUCUCUCCGACGCCGCCUUCUCUGCUUCGGCCACCAAAGAGGACAGUCUGCCCCCUCCGGACCGUGGGGCUCUGCUGCGGGUCCCACCCAAGUGCCUGCCGAGGGAGGCCGGCCCAGCGGGACCGCCACAUCCCGGUCUCCUCCGCGCAUUUCGUGCCUCAGCGCCACGGGGGUUUGCGCCUUCCCCGGGGGUGGGGGGGCAUCUCCAGACCCGGCCUUUCCCGGUGUGUGUGCUCCAGCUUGCCCGGCCUCCGGGGCGGCUCUCCUCAUCCGGGCGCUGCAAAGCCUUCCAGUAGUGCAAGCCGCCCGCAGUCCUGGCCCUCCAGGGCCCUCCAGCGUCACCUGCUGGCUGGGGGGCAGCUUAUCACUUCAGGAGCCGGCCCCUCCCAGCACGCCUGCUCUGGAUGGCCAUUCUCUGCUGCGUGCUGGGGGGCAGGGCCCUGAGCCCCUCGGGCGGAUGCCUCUCCCUUUCUGGAAGGGCGCGGAGGGCCUCGGCCCGUCCAUUGGUGGGGACCGCCGGAGGGCUCCCGCAAAGCCUCGUCGAGGGGAAGGGGGAGCCCGCGGGGCAGUCCGGAGCUGGCCCAGGCACACUGCGACGCCCGCUGCCGCAUUGCCAGAGGGUGCCCCCAGUUCCAUGGGCCAAGCAAACAGAAGCCCUCCUUAGAGCAGACCCACUGCAAGGCAUGGGGCGAAGGUUAGCCUUGCCUGGGCCCCGCGUUUCAGCAGCAUGAGAGCCUUUGUCUUGCCUUUGCCCCGGUGCAGCCGAAGGGGCUGGACAGGGGCACGUGGGGGCGUUAGCGGGGGCGCUUCCUGACUGAAGGGCUCCGAAGAGGCGAACCGACUGGCUCCUUGCAGCUGUUCCGACCGUUCUGCCUCCAUAUGCAUUUUGUGGAAGGAAAUGCUGGAGGAAGCGGUGGGAAAGCACAGGGUGGCCAAGGGGUGGGAGAGGGCAGCUCCUGGGCUCCUCGUGAAAUUCUGCGGAUGGCAGCGGAAGCCCGCAGACGGUCCCCCCACGUCUCCCUGGUCCCCCCUGCUGUCCAGACCCCCAUUUCCGGCCUCGUGGCUUGCUGCCGAUCUGCUUUUGUAUGGUUUCCAAACCAAACCCGGGACUCCACUGUUCCCCUGGCUCACGAGCUGCAAUCCGUCGCGAGGAGCUUUCCUGGUGAACUCCCCGUGUCUUCCCGCCCGUCCCUCACGGGAUUGAGACCCAGGCACCACGCGGAGGAGCUCCUGUCCUGCUUCUCUGUUAUGUAGCCUCUCACUGGCGCUGUGCUGCCCCGGCGCUGUGCAAAUGCGCACGAAUGAAAACAUUUUCUUUCGUGCCGCAAAUAAAACCACUUUUUCCCUGUUCGAAAAAGAAAAAGGGGAAAGAAAAGGUAAAGUCGCUGCCCAAGAAGCGUGAGUGCGGGAUGUGGCAUGCCCAAUUCAUGCGCCGGGCGGAAGAGCUGGCAGAAAGAAUGAGCAUGAAUGGGCUGAAGGGCUUUUGGUCAAGGAAGCCGCUGCUUUCAAAACAAAUUCUCGCAAGCCUUUGCCACAGCCUCUGCCUCUCAUGGGCUGCCUCAAGCUGGAGAUGACGGGAGGGCCAACGGCAGCGACUGCCUCCUCCGGCAGGGCAAGAGAGCAAGCCCUUCGGGUGGUGCCUGCCGGAUCGGGCAGCAGCCCCUCGCGGGCCCAGAGCCGAGGAGCCUCGGGCUGGUCUGCUUCUUGACGCAGAUGCAGUUCCACACCCGCUCAACUGAGAUUUCCCGGCACAAUCACAGUGCGCUGGUGACGGGCGCAGUCCGGCGUGUGUUCAGGCGGGAGGAGCCCUGCAGGGCCCAGCCGGCGUGAAAGGUGGCCGUGGCUGGAGGGCCUCGCGGGCUGUCUGUCUGCUGCACGUGCCACGGGUCGUGCCCUUACGGAGCAGCACCCGGUCGAGCGCAGCCGCUAACGGGGAUCGCGCGGAGCGGAGCAGGGCCCCCUGUGCUGCCAGUGGCCAAGCCGGUGGCCCGCGAGAGCCCUGAGCAGCCCGCCAGCCCUUGGCCCUUGGCCGCCACCCCCGCUUUCCCAGCCAGGGCGCUCCGGGCUGCCUGGCGGCAUCGGGCGGCUCCGCCCCGAGGAAGCCAAGCCCCACACGCCACGGAGGGCGUCCGCAGCCCCGAUCGCGGCUGUGGCUGAGACAAACCAGAAGCCGGGCAUAAAACGGCUGGAGAGCCGCCCUGGAGCACGCACUCUGGGAGGAGGGUGGCUGGGAGGCUUUGGCGUCACCUGUACCUGCCUUCGAAGCAAUAUAGCCAUCGCGCUACGGCUCCCAAUGAAAUGCUAUUAAACCUG